GUCGGAGUGCCUCUUUUCAUUGCCCUCAAACUCACUUUCCCGGAGCCGGUGACAGCACAGAACAUAGUCAAGCUGCGCAACCUUGUGAGGGCGGGUCCCGAUGUGUAUCCUGGCGCCAAAUUGGUGCAGAUGCCCAAUGGGUCGAAGCACAUAAUUCCAUCGGGCAACUCUGAAAUCGCAUUAGCACGUCGACUCGCCAUCUCCAAUCGUCUCGCUGUGCCCCAACCCGAACUACACAGUGGAACGCCCAUGAUUGUGCAUCGUCACAUGGAGGAUGGUGAUUUUCUGGUAAUGAAUCGUCAGCCUACCCUGCAUAAGCCAUCCAUCCAGGCCCACAGGGUGCGCACUAUUCGUGCUCUUGGCGCCAAGACUCUGCGUCUGCACUACGCUAUCUGCAAGGCCUACAAUGCUGACUUCGACGGUGACGAAAUGAACGGGCAUUUUCCCCAAACUUAUCAGGCCAAAGCCGAAAUUGCACAUUUGGCCGCCGUGCCCUAUCAGUACCUGGCGCCGAAAGAUGGCUCCCCAUUGGGCGGUCUCAUCCAGGACCACGUCAUUGCCGCAGUGAAGUUGACUAUUCGUGAUCGUUUCUUCAACGAGGACGAGUACCUUGAUCUUGUCUACAGCGGUCUCUACGCUUCCGUCGCUGAGGACAGUUGUGUUCCCGAUGCCAUUCUCAUACCUCCAGCUAUUCUCAAGCCCAGUCGUCUGUGGACCGGAAAACAGGUGGUGUCCACCUUGCUUAUGAAUAUCGUGCCCGCGGGGCUGCCGCAACUCAACGCCUACCUGGCGGGAAGGCGUACAAAAGUGGAGCUGUGGGCAGGUGCACCGUUUGCUGUCGCUCGCAUCCUCUCCGACGUUGACCUCGUGAUCGUGGGUGGCUAUUUCGCCUCUGGUCUCCUUGACAAGGCGCACAUCGGUUCGGCUUCGGGGGGUAUGGUGCACUGUUUCUACGAGGCCUACGGUCCUUACGCCGCCUCUCAACUCCUCUCCGGUAUCUCCCGCGUGGCUGAUCGUUUUCUCAAAAUCACAAGCUUCUCCAUGUCUCUCGCCGACAUCAUGCUCAGCGACAAAGCCGACAGGGAUAGGCGCAGACGUUUUAGGGUUGGCUUCAUUUCUUCGCAUGCUUGUGUACCCAAUUUGGGUAGCGAAAAUGGUUCUGAGUUGCGUCACAAGUUUUGCACCCAGUUCUGUUGCCUGCGCUUUGAAAAGGGAAUGCAAACUCUCGGUUUGUGUGCCUUCGCUGACGCCUUUGGCCUGACUGCGGACACGCUGACAGAAGAGAACGUGAAACACCUCUAUAGGCUGGCUCACUUCGCACCAAAGACGGACGAGGUGUUUGGCGACAAAAUGGCUGCUCUCGACCGUGCUGUAAAGGACAGAAUUAAGCACUCCCAGGAUGCUGUCUGCGACGCCGUUAUUCCAUCGGGCCUCUACGUUCCCUUCCCAGCCAACUCAUUGCAACUGAUGGUUCAUGUCGGCGCUAAAGGUGGCAUGGUCAACGCGCAGCAGAUGUCGGUGGCCCUGGGUCAGAUAGAGUUGGAGGGUCGACGUGUUCCCCUCAUGCUGAGCGGUCGCUCCCUGCCUUCCUUUCAACCCUACGAUGUGCGUCCACGCGCUGGUGGCAUGUGUACUCACCGCUUCCUCACCUCAAUGCCACCGCAAGAGCUCUUCUUUCACUCCAUGGCUGGUCGCGACGGUCUAGUUGACACAGCGUGCAAGACUUCACGGUCCGGCUACCUUCAACGCUCCCUCAUCAAACAUCUCGAAGACCUCUCCGUACACUACGAUGGAACCGUUCGCGACUCCGGUGGUUCGGUGAUCCAAUUUCGUUACGGUGAUGACGGUCUCGAUGUCUGCCAAUCGACUUUCUUGAAGCCGGAGGGUUUCCAUUUUUUCGCAGAGAAUGCGGAACUGCUGGCGAGACGUUGGCGUUGUCCCUUAGAUCCCGAACUUUACCGCAAACUCACUGAGCAAAAUCCUCUCCCUCCAGAACUGGCAAGCAAGGUGGACGAGGUAGCCGUCAGACGACUAACUGUGAGUGUUGAACCAAAUUUUUAUUUUGAAUCUCUUAAAAUAAUUACAGUUUUUAAGGUUCCACCCGGGGAGCCGGUGGGCCUAUUAGCAGCUCAAUCGUUAGGUGAGCCCUCCACUCAGAUGACAUUGAAUACUUUCCACUUCGCUGGUCGUGGUGAAAUGAACGUUACUUUGGGCAUUCCCCGUCUCCGAGAGGUGCUUAUGGCCGGGUCUGCUGUUAUUGCCACACCCUGCAUGGAAGUGCCCAUUCUGCCCACUUCUGAAGCUAAAUCCAGAGCUGAGCAUAUUGCUCGUGAGAUGUACAGGCUGCGCCUUGCUGAGGUUAUUAAAUUACCUCUCAGCGUGGAAGUUGAUUACUCCUCCGACUCCUGUUCGCUUACUUUUAAUCUCCUGUCUCCUUCGGCAUACCGGUCGCGCACAAACGUUGGCACCCGUCGCAUUAUGCACUUUCUGGAGCGCGUCCUCUUCGUCGACCUAAGCAAGCGUCUUACACAAGAGUUAAAAGAUCAGGGCAAAUCAAGGGAUGAGGUUAAUACCUCAUCAACUUUCCUUUACUGCUAG
Hydatigera taeniaeformis is the source of this 2598-nucleotide messenger RNA. NCBI's taxonomy places the organism in Eukaryota, Metazoa, Platyhelminthes, Cestoda, Cyclophyllidea, Taeniidae. The record is from the annotation of a GenBank genome assembly.